UUUGACCAUAACGAGAGACGGAAGCAACAAGGUCUUGAGCCAGAGCCUGAAACAGAACCCUUCCCGCUCUUAUCCGUUCCUACCACUUCCUUAAGUGGUCCAUCUCAAAGCAUCACAAAGAAUAGUGGAGACAUGGUAGAUAAACCUUUUUCAUCCCUGCUGCGACCAUCUGUAAGUUUUCCAUCCUUAAUGGCUACUGAAGGGUCUAAUGCCAAUCAAAUACAAGUUGGCGAUUCUCGUCUCAACCAGAGUGAUGGUUUUAUCAAAGGAAGAGGUUUUCUUGAGGUGUGUCAAAAGCUUAAGGGGCUCCACCCCUGGGCUGACGACACCUUGAUUGCAGAUGUCAUGGCUGGUGUAAAUGAUUUCAAUACGGCCUUAACAUUGUUGGAAGCAAUGAUAUCUCCUGAUCAUACAUACGUUGCACAUGACAACAGAAAAACCAAGGGAUUUGAUAUUGACAAUUUUUUAACUCCAAAAGAAGCAAAUACUCCCUGCGUGGAAAAGUUUAAAGAAGGAGAGACAGAUACUAAAGGUGUGAAGUCUAAUAAUGAGGCUUCUCUCGCGAAUAACAGUAACUUUGCUGCUAAUAAAGCGGGGAGUUUGGGGCUUAUACCAGUUGAGCCUGCGUGGGAAGAGGAUGAUAUUUAUUCAAUCCAUCGGAAGGACGCGAUGAAAAUGACGAGGUCAGCAGCUCGACACUCUAAGGCUGCCAGUGACGCCUAUCUCAGAGGUGACCACUUAUCUGCCCAACAUUUUUCUCUAAAAGCCCAAGAAGAGUGGGUUGUCGCUAACAGGCUAAAUGCCCAGGCAGCAAAGGAAAUUCUGAGUGUCCGCAACUGUAAGAAUGAUGAAUGGACAUUCGACUUGCAUGGUCUUCAUGCAACAGAGGCAGUUGAAGCUUUACGAGAACAUUUGCAAAAGAUUGAAUCUCAGGUGAAUCGUGCUGGUCAUAUGAAUCAAGUGAACUUGAAGCCCAGCUUUGGAGCUGCUGUAUCUGUUGAAACUUCAGAUCGUAUUGAUGUGGAUAAUGAGAGCAAAGGAUCCCUGAUGAAUAAGCAGCGACCAGCUUUCUUGGAGGUCAUAACAGGUAAAGGAACUCAUAGCCGGGGACAUGCUGCCCUUCCAUUGGCCAUAAGAAGCUUUCUCAUCGAAAACGGGUAUUAUUCUCUUCCUUUAGGCAUACAGGUCCUCCAAGUGCUCUAGUUUGUGCGGUUCUAAUUUUCUAAGUCAACAUUUAGCAAA
Nicotiana tabacum (common tobacco) is the source of this 1242-nucleotide messenger RNA. Lineage: Eukaryota; Viridiplantae; Streptophyta; Magnoliopsida; Solanales; Solanaceae. The record is from RefSeq and is a predicted model, not a curated record.